Messenger RNA from Colletotrichum lupini, 2544 nucleotides. RefSeq lists its product as uncharacterized. The transcript has 14 exons. The record is from RefSeq and is a predicted model, not a curated record. NCBI's taxonomy places the organism in Eukaryota, Fungi, Ascomycota, Sordariomycetes, Glomerellales, Glomerellaceae. The coding region runs from base 1 to 2544 and encodes 847 amino acids.
AUGGUACUCUUCCGUCAAGCCGUCCACCAGAGCCUCGACACGACAAUCAGCCACAGCCGAGACACGAUUGUGGAAGCGAUUCCUAGCAUCAUGAAGUCCAUCUUUGGACCGCCAACGUUGCCAAAAGUCGCUGUGGUGGGGGUGUCGUUGGCGGUACAAAGAACGCUCAGUCGUCCGUACCUGACCUGCAAUUUCUUCGUCUCUCUCCAUCCAGCGCCACAUAAUGUCUUGGGCUCCGCCUUGGUGGUCGCUAAACAGUCGGUCAGGGAACUCCCUACCCGCGCCCCAGCCGUCUUCUCAACCCAGCCGAGUGGCGCGAAACCGGUCUUGCCACUGCGUCCUUGGGCUGGGGCCAUUGGUACUGGCCAGGGGUGUUGCGGGCCAAUGUGUGGGCAGCACUGGCACGCCUGGGAAGUGGGCGUGGCUGCUGCGGGUGGGCGUCCAAGGGGCGCCGUCCGGCAUGGGCUACCCGUUUGGACGGUGAAGAGGGAGCACCAGGCUAGGCCAGGGCCGGCUUCUCCAACGUCGCUGACAGCCCAGAGAACCCUGGCAAGCCUGGCAGACCCCGCGAAGCUUGAGCGAAACGGGUCUCACUUGACAUUUUUGAUGUCCUCCCCGGCUCAGCCAGACACUUGGAAUGAAGUCACCACCAGCCUAGAGAACGUGAAGGAACGCUCACCGACCUCCAACUCGACAAGCUGGGGGAGGAUGAUGACCCUGGAGCUACCUGGUCGCGUACCCGCUCACAGGGCAUACGGGCCUAGGAAUCCCAGUAUCUCAAGGGCCAACUCGAGCCUUGCGGGUAUGCUGCAACAUUUGGCAACGUCUAAACAUUCUUUCAACGUCAAUCUCCACUCUACACAGUAUGUCGACGGUGACAUGUCGGGCAGCGGACUUCUGUCCCUCAUCGUCUCGGGAAUUGCAAUUUCCUUGCUCAUCAUACCACGGCAACGCCGUCACAAGAAACAUUGCAGGAAGAGCGAUGCCAUCAAAGAUCCACAGAAGCGCAACAAUGCUCAGGGCCCGGCGGCCCCUCCAAUCACGCCAGAGGCACUGCACCCCCUUGGACGCGGCACACAAAAGCUGUCAACGGCCACAACGUUUUUCUGCAACGCCAUUCCUGCCACGUUAGUUGCCAGCCCAGCGGGAGUUCCACCAGUCAACGCCACAAAACGGCGGCCAGCCCGGCUAGCAACUAUUGCCUCUUCCGGUAUCGUCACGCUUCGGCUCAACGGUGCGGAGCAGCUCGUGGCGAUGCUGUCGGCCAGCUCGACCUCUCCAUAUCGUCUCCAACUCACUGGACAGGAUUUGUGCCGCUUGACGCGUGUGCCAGGAUAUGAUGGGGCCCUAAGUGGAGCCUUUUAUCGGCAAAGGAAGACCGGGCUUUUCAUGGUCCUUCUAAAUCUCAUUUCGUCCCAGUGGACCUUCUGCACAUUCGGAAACUUCGAGAUGUGCAGCAUGUCAGUGCGCACGCAUUGCAGGCACCACAAGACUUGUCGGCACCAGGCUGCGCUGCACGGCCAGGGAGGUGGAGGACCGCAGGAAUCAGGGGAGGGGACGAACCAGGACUGUCUGCCCUUGUCCCUCCCUCCCCCCUGUGUCUCUUUGCAGCCAUUCACAAGACGACUGCAGUCCUCGUACCGAGCCAUUCAGCCAACCCUGAAAAUUGACGACAUUCGUUCGACGUCACGUUUGUCAAACCAUUUGAGCCAUGUACUCGACUCAAAUUUGACUUCACUCGUCUCGAAAGAAAAGGCGUAUCAGGACAUGUCUUCACAACGCCUCGUGACCUUUCGUCUUCAGCCACCACCAUUUUAUAUUGCCCGACUGCCUGGAUACAGCGAGGUCUUCGUGACGGCAAGUAUUUUCUUGAGGAACAAUUGCUUGUCAAUCGACUCCGCCAAGCUGGCACAGCACGAUAUCUCCAAAGAUCGCCCAGAAAUAACUGUCUCGGCCGCUCAUAGUAGCCAGCCUAUCACUCAGGGCGAGCCUGUCAAGCUCCAGACGUUUUCAUUCCGAAAAAUACCGUAUGGCGCCUUGAAUAUGAUGUAUAGGUGCUCCUCUGUUGCUACCUCCAUGAGAUAUUCCAGACAUUCACCGAUAUCCUACGGGGAAAAGUCCAUAACGGCCGUCCGAGACAAUUCGACUGUUUGCGGAGUGUUUUGGUCCAUUUGCUUUCUUAUUUUGAACGUCGCGCGGGAGCUCGGAAGGGACCAUACGGAUACCCACGCCAGCCUCCGCGAGCAUGCUCGCAUGUCUGAAAAGCUCUUUGGGUGGGUAGGGUUUGGGACGUUGCGGCGGUUAACUUUGACGGAACCGACUCACCGCCUCCACUGGAUCACGACUCAAGACUCGCCUUCACCGCCCGAAGGCGCUGCCGCGCGGCGUCUAGGCCGGUCUUUAAACCACCAACGAAGUGCGGGCGGUAAAGUUGGUUAUGGAGAUGUUUUGUUGGAACGGAUGAUGUACUGGCUUCACUUGAAGUGUUUACCGCGUGGCGAGCUUCGUCACGGUUCCAACGCGGACUCUGGUGUCGAGAUGUAA